UCCGCUCCAGGUCGCUCACCAUGGACCUCAGGACCCUCUGCUUCUUGUCCUGUUGCCUGUUCAUCUGUGUCUUUUCAGCUGAAAUCCAGGAGCCUGGCAGAGCUCCAAAGGCUCAGAACAAGGACGGCAAAGCAACCAGCCCUGGGGGGGUGAAGCCCUCAGGAGCCUCCGGCAGGAGAAAACCCAAGUCAGAGCGGAGACAGCAGCCCCUGCAGAAGAAGACUCCUGUGGAGGCUGCAGCUCCCAGCGCCCCGGCCCCCUCCAUCCUGACCCAGGUGUUGGGGAGGGGCCACUUCCAGAAGGUGGGGGACUCUCUGAGCCUGCGGGCUGGGGAGCCCCUGGAGCUGCGCUGCCGGGGAAAGGUGGUCCGCUGGAGGGUGCCUGUGUACCUGGAAGAGGAGGGUGAGGGCCGCCUCAGAAUCAAGCACUUCAGCCAGCACAGCCGGUUACAGCUGGUGAACUCCACGGGCGCGGACACCGGGGAGUACAGCUGCUGGGCUCGAGACUGCCAGGAUGCCGCCUGCACGGAGGGCGAGGACCGCCAGGGGAAGACCUUCAUCUUCUUCACAGACCCAGAAGAACUCUUUGUCCCCACAGAGAAUUAUUAUGAGGUGAUACAGUUACGCAGUCAUCAACCAGUCCUGCUUCCCUGCCAGGUGACCAACCCCCUGGCCCAGGUGACGCUGCAUCGAGAGUUCCCCCCAGAGGAGGUCCCAGUGGAUGGGACGGACAUCUCCUUUGAUGUGAAGAAGGGCUUCACCAUCCACCGGCCCCGAGCUUCCUUGGCUGGCUCCCUCUUCUGCUUGGCCAGCCUACGAGGCAUGAGACAAAUCUCUACCAAGUACAUGCUGAUCUACAUCAACUACCCAUCAUCGUCCCCAAAACCCACCAUCCAAGCUUCAACAACAUCGGUCCUACUGGGAGAGAACUUCAGUGUGACCUGCACGGUUCUGAGUGAGCCAGAGAUUGCUGUGGACUUCCGUUGGGAAUAUCCGGGGCAGAAGAUGGGCCGACCCCCCUACGUCAGUGAGCGGGCUGACGUGGUCCACAGGGAGGGCCAGGCUCAGCAGGAGGCAGGGAGCACCCUGUAUGUGGAAGAGGCCCGGGCUGGGGACGCUGGCAUCUACACCUGCCGGGCCACCAACCUUCAGGGCACUGGGAUGGCCACCACCCGCGUCCAUGUGACCCGGAGCCCUCGAGUCUCCCCUGCCCCUUCCUAGUCCCUCCCUGACUGCAGGCAUCUGUGUAUGAGCAGUGAGCAGAAGCAGGGGUAGGUAAUUGGGGGGAACUUUGGUGUUUUUUAUGCCAAGGAGGUGCCCCCCCUUGGGGAGAAAGAACCUUAGCCUUCACCCCUUACACUCUCCCAUCUCUACUUUCACCCCUCACUUCACGCUCACUGCCUCACGCCCUGCCCUGACCUGCUCUGAAAGCCAGCUCCAUUCCAACCCCAGGUGCAGGGCUGGGCAAAGCCAGGGCCAGGGGGGCACUAGCACCCCGGGAGGAAGCCUAGACCCUGCUGGGCCACCCAGGCCC
Myotis brandtii (Brandt's bat) is the source of this 1533-nucleotide messenger RNA. RefSeq names its product platelet-derived growth factor receptor-like protein. The transcript is spliced from 6 exons. Bases 21 to 1220 code for a protein of 399 amino acids. NCBI's taxonomy places the organism in Eukaryota, Metazoa, Chordata, Mammalia, Chiroptera, Vespertilionidae. The record is from RefSeq and is a predicted model, not a curated record.